AAGAACGUUGUACUCGGCCGCAGUCAGUUCGUACAAAUACACUCAUUAUUUUGGUCACAUGAUUUCAAGAUGCCAUCAACACCACAAUUGUCUCCACAGGAGGAGCAAGAGAAGCUCCUCGAGGAAGCCACAAAUGUCGUCAAGAAUCAGGCUUUUCAAAUGAUCCGCUGUCUAGACAAGGGAAAACUGAUGGAUGGCCUGAAGCAUGCAUCAUCAAUGCUAGGAGAACUCCGGACAUCUAUGUUGUCACCAAAGAGCUACUAUGAAUGUUACAUGGCCAUUUCGGAUGAACUUCGUCAUCUGGAAGUGUAUCUGGUGGAGGAAUUUCAGAGAGGACGCAAGGUGGCUGACUUGUAUGAGCUUGUCCAGUAUGCAGGAAACAUUGUUCCCCGAUUGUACCUGCUGAUAACUGUUGGGGUGGUGUAUAUCAAAGCAAAUGAACUAUCUAGACGUGACAUUUUAAAGGAUCUUGUAGAAAUGUGUCGUGGUGUGCAGCAUCCACUGAGAGGACUUUUUCUGCGUAACUAUCUACUGCAGUGUACCAAAAACGUUUUGCCUGACACAGAGGAGGACGCAAGUUCUGGAGAACAUGAAAGUGGAACUGUUGAUGAUUCUAUUGACUUUAUCUUGCUCAACUUUGCUGAGAUGAACAAACUGUGGGUUCGAAUGCAACACCAGGGCCAUUCUCGCGACCGGGAGCGUCGGGAACAGGAAAGAAGGGAGCUUCGUAUCCUUGUGGGAACAAACUUGGUUCGCCUCAGUCAGCUGGAGUGUAUUCAUGUUGAAAAAUACAAAAAGCAUGUGUUGCCAGGAGUUCUGGAGCAAAUAGUCAACUGCCGUGAUCCUAUUGCUCAGGAGUACCUCAUGGAAUGCAUCAUUCAGGUGUUUCCUGAUGAAUUUCACCUACAAACCCUGAAUCACUUCUUGAGAGCAUGUGCUGACCUGCAUAACAGCGUUAACGUCAAGAAUAUUAUCAUAGCUCUGAUUGACAGACUCGCUGCAUUUGCACAGAAUGAAGAAGGAAGUGGUAUACCAGCUGAUAUCCAGCUUUUUGACAUUUUUUCCCAACAGAUUGCACAGGUGAUUCAGAAUCGUCCUGAAAUGCCGCCUGAAGACAUUGUAGCUUUGCAAGUUGCUCUGAUCAACUUGGCACUUAAAUGCUAUCCAGACAAGGUAGACUAUGUGGACAAGGUCUUGGAGACAACAGAAGAGAUUUUCCACAGGCUCAACUUGGAUCACCUAGAGCAUGGAACUCCAGUGUCAAAAGAGCUGAUGAGGCUGAUGAAGAUUCCUGUGGACACAUACAACAACCUGCUCACAGUGCUGGAGCUUCAACACUAUGGACCCAUGUUUGAGUACUUCGACUUCAAAGGUCGAAAGAUAAUGAGCUGCUACAUUAUCAACAAUGCUCUGGAAAAUGAUAUAAAAAUACCUCUGCAGGAAAAUGUGGAUGCUAUUUUGAACAUUGUCAACUGUUUGGUCCAAGAUCAGCCAGAUCAGCCAGAGGAGCCAGAUGACCCUGAAGACUUUGCUGAAGAACAAGGCCUCAUGGGCAGGUUUAUUCAUUUGCUGGACUCUGAUGAUCCAAAUCAGCAAUUUUUGAUCCUCAACACUGCACGGAAGCACUUUGGUAGUGGAGGUGACAAGAGAAUCAAGUUUACAUUACCACCAAUUGUCUUUGCUGCAUAUCGAUUAGCCUUCAAAUAUUCCACACUCAAGGAUGAUGAUGAGAACUGGGAAAAGAAAUGUCAAAAGAUCUUCCAGUUUUGCCAUCAGACUAUUGGGGCCCUUCUUAAAGCUGAACAGGCUGAGAUCCCCCUCAGGCUUUUUCUUCAGGGUGCCUUAGCUGCUGGUCAGAUUGAGUUUGACAACUAUGAAACUGUGGCCUAUGAGUUUAUGUCCCAGGCAUUUUCCCUGUACGAAGAUGAAAUCAGUGACAGCAAGGCCCAGUUGGCUGCCAUCUCUCUCAUCAUUGGCACAUUGGAACAGAUGUCCUGUUUUGGUGAGGAGAAUCAUGAACCCCUCCGAACACAGUGUGCUCUGGCAGCAUCUAAACUCUUGAAGAAACCAGACCAGUGUCGAGGUGUUUCAACUUGCUCCCAUCUCUUCUGGUCAGGAAAAUCUGCAGCAAAUCAAGGGGAGAUGCAGGAUGGGAAAAGAGUGUCAGACUGUCUAAAGAAAGGGGUAAAGAUUGCAAAUCAGUGCAUGGACAGCUCAGUACAAGUUCAGUUGUUUGUUGAGCUGCUCAAUCACUACAUCUACUUCUUUGAGAAAGGUUGUGAUCAAAUAUCUGUUCAAGUGUUGAAUCAGAUCAUUUCCAAAAUACGGGAAUAUCUUCCAAACCUGGAGGCCAAUGAGGAGACCGAGCAAAUCAAUAAGCACUUUAACAACACUCUGGAGCAUCUGCAGCUACGAGCAGAGAGAAAAGACACAGAACAGCCGUAUGAAGGCUUGGUACUGUAAGUGGCAUCUGUAGGACAUUCAUGUGUACUUAACAUCUCUAUAAGUGUAUAGUUGAACAUACUUUACACUGUGGUUGCGAGCUAAUUGGGGGGGAUAUGCCCAUCAACAUAACAGGGCUCACAUUUGUCCCUGGCAUUUAAAAAAACUAUUGAGGAUUGUGUGUUUUAAACAUUAUUCAGAUAUUAUUUUAUCUAAGCCAAAAGAGCUGAUACUAGUAUGGGAUAUGUUCUGCAGUAGAUUAAAGGUGUUUCAGUCUGAUUUUACCAUGAAGCCAUAUUAUCAUAUUUCUGCUGCUAAGACUUGUGCUUUGCACUGAUUGAAUGGAAUUUGUUUGUUUUAUGGUAGUUACAAGUAACUUGAUUCAUCAUGUUCUCUCAACUUUGUUGUAACUGACAAUAGGGGGGAUACAUCACUUCUAAGAAACUGCUGUACAGUCAUUGUGCUAGUGUGCUUUACCAUAUACUCUGCAUCGACAUGACAAGAACAUGAACAUGAGGAUGUUAUGUACUGUUGUCUGACAAAACAUAUUAAGCCAUAAAUGUAAAAAAUCCAAAAGUCAUGUGUUUUUGUUAUGCUGUUAACUGUCAAUAAAGAAACAACUUAUGAAGAGCAA
Messenger RNA from Haliotis rubra (blacklip abalone), 3076 nucleotides. Its product is annotated as vacuolar protein sorting-associated protein 35-like. NCBI's taxonomy places the organism in Eukaryota, Metazoa, Mollusca, Gastropoda, Lepetellida, Haliotidae. The coding region runs from base 70 to 2463 and encodes 797 amino acids. The record is from RefSeq and is a predicted model, not a curated record. Gene Ontology annotation, biological process: retrograde transport, endosome to Golgi; intracellular protein transport. The transcript has 18 exons. Gene Ontology annotation, cellular component: retromer, cargo-selective complex; late endosome; retromer complex.